This is a messenger RNA of Brenthis ino (lesser marbled fritillary), 936 nucleotides long. NCBI's taxonomy places the organism in Eukaryota, Metazoa, Arthropoda, Insecta, Lepidoptera, Nymphalidae. The record is from the annotation of a GenBank genome assembly.
AUGAGACUACUACCUGCGCCAUUACAAAUGGAAAUUUGCUACGACCUUAACGCUGUACCUCUCUACAGUUCUUUAAUAUUCAGAAAACUCCCGGAAGCAUUCCUUAGAAGACUGUCAGUUACUAUGACUCACCAGUUUUAUUUACCUGGUGACAUUGUUUAUAAUCAAAAUCAAAACAAGACUAUUAUGAUUUGUAUCACGAGUGGUGUCUUAGAAUUAUUAUCUGAUGAAGAUGAUGAAAGUCCGAUGAUUUCGUUUGCAAAAGGAACGUGUUUUGGAGAGAUUUCACUGGUAUAUAACAUACCUGAUAUAAUAACGAAAAUACGAAACGAAAUCCAAGAAAGAAUAUCUGAUAGUCGUAGAAGAAAACAAGAACAAAACAAUCAAAAUCCUUUGUCACUGAACAUAUACGCCUCUAAGCAUCGGAAAAAGAGCGCCAUAAAAUGUUUAAAAGAGAAGUUACGGACAAAGUACCAUAUACUCACUGCUAUUUAUUUUGCAACAACGACAUUGCUGUCUGUUGGAUUUGGAGAUUUCGCACCUGGAGACCAGUUCGACAUGGCGUUUAUUGCUUUUUUGAGUUUAUAUGGAGUUCUUCUCACUGGUUACUGCGUAUCUGAAUUUUCUGCUGUUGUCACCCAUUGGUCUCGAACGAAAACAGCUUUCCUAGAAGUGAUCAUCACGAUAGACAGAUUUAUGAAAGAGAAUAAUAUGCAUCCGGCUAUUAAAUCAAGAAUAAUGGCUUUCUACGAGUUGCAAUGGCAGUACAAUUCGGGCGUAGAACUAACGGGAGAAAAUUGGCUUGAAAGAACAGUGGUGCCUUCAGAGCUUCGAAAGAAAGUUCUUCAUCAAGCAAGAUUUAAAACGCUGACUUCAAUUAGAUUCUUUCAAGUGAAAAAUAAAGCGUUUAUUCAUACGCUAACAGAAAAUGGUCAU